CACCACCAACAUCGCCGCCACCACCAUCGCUUUACAACUUCAGUUUUCUCUGAAGCAAAACUUUCUCAAAUUCGCUUUCGUUUCUUCCUUUCUCUCUUUCCUUACUAUCUCUCUCUCUCCUCUCUCUCUCUCUCUCUCUCUCUCUCUCUCUCUCUCUCUCUCACUCUGCACACUCGCAUCGACUGUGUAAGCUGCGUAUAUAAGAAAAAGGGCUUCUUUAAACUGCCUAGAUAAGGGAACUAGAACCCCCAAAAAAAACGCAAUAACAAAAAAGAAGGAAGCGAAGAAGAAUACCAAAUAGUUUGUUAAACUCUGCUCCCGUUGUAAAUAUAGGGAGUAUUUUGCCGUAAACCCAUUUUUCUUACCAAUUUCAACAGUUGGAGGAGAUACGAUCCAUACAUUUAUAUAUUUUUAUAUAAUACCCCCAAGGGUCGUAUUUUCAAGUAUUUUUUCUUCUCUCAACGAAGUUCUUUCUUCCACUCGAUCGUUCGUCCCUUUCUCAGAGGUCAGGUUAACCCAGUUACGUCGACAUGGCUGAGGAACUUAAGUAUAUGUCUGGCUUUGGCAAUGAAUUUGCCUCCGAAGACUCAAGAUGCCCGAACUCUUUACCGAAGGGGCAGAACAAUCCACAGAAGUGUCCCCAUGGUCUAUAUGCUGAGGUGAUUUCAGGGACAGCAUUCACUGCCCCCAGGAAUAGUAACCAGCGCACGUGGCUGUAUCGCAUGCGACCAUCCGCUGUCCACCAUCCUUUUGAAAAGAUUGACCGAGGUCUACUGACCAACAACUGGGAUGACAUUGAACCAAACCCUAAUCAGAUGCGUUGGAAGCCAUUCGACAUCCCUAAAGUGGGAGAAUCCAAGAAGGAUUUUGUGCAGGGUAUAUCAACAUUGUGCGGUGCUGGAGAUCCUCGUGCUAGGCAUGGUGCUGCCAUCCACAUCUACACCUGUAAUACUUCCAUGGAAAACAAAUGCUUCUAUUCAGCUGAUGGUGACCUCCUUAUCGUUCCUGAAAAGGGGACACUGUCCAUCACUACAGAGAUGGGGAAAAUGGUCGUAGAGAACAAUGAAAUCUGUGUUGUCCAGCAAGGUAUUCGGUUCAGUGUUUCCGUUGAGGGAGAAAGCCGUGGUUACAUCCUUGAAGUCUACGAUGGACACUUCACCCUCCCCGACCCUGGACCAAUUGGUCCCAAUGGUUUGGCAUACCCACGGGAUUUUUUGACCCCUGUUGCAUGGUAUGACGAGAAGGAUGUAAAUGAAUUCACAGUCGUGAGCAAGUACCAAGGACACCUGUUUGCAGCUGUACAGGACCAUUCCGUAUUUGAUGUGGUAGCUUGGCAUGGUAACUAUGCACCUUACAAGUACAACCUCAGCAACUUCAUGGUUAUAAAUGCUGUCGCAUUCGAUCAUGCUGAUCCAUCAAUCUUCACAGUAUUGACAUGUCAGUCUCAAAAACCAGGAACGGCCAUUGCAGACUUCGUUAUCUUUCCUCCACGUUGGUCUGUUCAAGAACACACUUUCAGACCACCGUAUUAUCACCGUAACUGCAUGUCAGAAUUCAUGGGACUGAUUAAAGGGGCUUACGAAGCAAAGGAGUCAGGCUUCCUCCCCGGGGGAGGAUCCUUGCACAGCAUGAUGACACCCCAUGGACCUGAUGCUGAAUGUUUUGAGAAGAGCUCAACAAUGGAUCUGAAGCCAAUAAAAAUUGCUGAGGGAACAAUGGCAUUUAUGUUUGAAAGUUCCCUGAGUUUGGCACUAACCAAAUGGGGUAAUGACACUUGUCAUAAGGUGGACAAUGAAUACUUCAGGUGUUGGCAGCCAAUCAAGAAGAAUUUCAAACCCGUGUUGUAAGAAUUCAACCAUUGAUGUGGCACAAAGCAUUCGGAAGCAGUCAAUAUGAAUUGCUUUUAAGACCACAAUUUUCCUGGAAACUUCCAUGGCAGCUAUCCUGAUAUUUUAUAAUUUUACUUUAGCAAACGUGUGAGAUAUUUGUGGUAUUUUGUUAUUUCUUAAUAGUAAUAUCUGAUAAAAUUCUAUUAUAUGAUGUAUUUUGUCUCUCUGAUAAAACUCUUCCAAGAUAGACUUUCCAACUUCAUCCUCCCGGAAUUAAUAAAAUUAAGGCACCAGUCAAGUGCUAGGACUGAUUUCACCAACUCUACCCCUUCUCCUUCUAAAUAUAUGGUUAACAAUGUUAUUCAGCCAACAUUAUUAUCAAAUUUAUUUAAAGAUCCUUAACAUUUUUUUCUGGAAUCUUCAAUAACAGCUGUUCUUUUAGUGAUGUUCAUAAAAUUUGUAUAACUUUUUGUCAAAAUUUAUAAACUUCCCUGAAAAGUAAUUUCUGCCAGAAUGACCAUGCCUAGUUUUCUCAGACCCUGGUUUUUAUUAGGGUUCCUUCCAAAUAAAUGAAAAAAAAUGUCUUUUUCUUUUAUAUGGCCCAAAUAAAUUUUUUUCUUUUUGUAUGUGUAGUGGAAGUAUACAUUACUUACCUGUUACAUAAUAAUACUUUAUAUUAUGAUGAUAAUAAUAGUAAUGUUAGAUGGUAUUUUAUAUAUCAAACUAGCUUAAGCACCUGGGUUUCUUAAUACCUAACUAAAUGCAAUCACAUAGAUUCACUAAACUUCAGAUAAAUUACUUUUAAAAAUCGUUGUAAAUUUUCAGUUGUUCUACAAAUGUUGAUUUAUUUGGAAUCAUUGAAUCCAAGCAAUUCCUUUCUUAGAAGUUGUGAGAAAUAAUCACAUGGUCUUCUUGAGAAAAAUGUGUCCCCUAUGCAAAAUUUCAGGGACCUUGGCAAGAAACCGUAGCAUAAUUUUCAUGUUUCAAAACUGAUGACAAUAUUAAUGAUGUUAUAUGAAGCUAAAUAUUUUAGAUAAAGAUAAUAUCUAAUAUGAAUGAUGACCAAUCACAAUAAUAUUUUAAAGAUUUAAAUUUUAUUUUAUAAGGAUUAUAGGAGAUUUGGCUGUAACAAAUUUACAUAAUUCUGAGAAAUUCUUGAUUUUUGAGAUACCAACACCAAUCCUUUUUCAAUUGGCAAAAAUAUAAAGAAAACUCACAUUGGAACACUUUCAAGACAACAAUCUUUCUUUUACUUCAAAAUUUGAUUUAAAAAAUCUUUCAUCAUGGAAUCUUCUUCGGCAGCUAAUAUAUAUUUCAUUUUUAUCUUUGAGAGAUGAUUCAAAUUUUUGGAGUUUUGACAAUAUUUUGACAUUAAAACCAAAGCAGUAUAAAAAUUAUUUAUUUUAAUAAAAUCUUCCAUGUGGUUAAUUCUUUCACCAAAUUCUUUAAAAUAAAGAUGCUUAAGUCUAGUAAAACUGGUUUAAAAUCCUUUUUUAUGUGAAACCUGCUCACGGCUUUACAAUAUAAACUCUUUAAUCUUAAAGUGUUUAUAUUUACAUGAAAAUCUGAUAUGAUAAUUUAUGAAUCUUUUGCUAAGAAGAGUUUCAAACAUCAGAUUAGUAUAAUAAUAAAUAUGAAACUUGGUCAUUUUACAGAACCAUUUUAUUUUCUUAAUUAAUUUCAAAUUAAUUGGAAAAUUUAGAUAUGUUCAAACUCAUCUUGUGCUUUAUAGAAUCUCCAACAAGCAUUUAAAGGUUUUUACUAAAUUUUGUAACACUUAACAAUUUUCAAGAUAAUUAAUUUGGUUUAAAAUCACCUGUUUUUCAUAGAAUUUCUCAUAACAGUUGCUUCACCAAAUUUAAUGACAUCUGAAAUAUUUUUAAGUUUAGUAAAAAUGGUUAUUUAAAAAAUCAUUCCAGUCUUUAUGGAACCUUCACUGGCAGCUAUUUCAUUUCUUUUAUCAAAUUUGAUUUUUUUUUCUGUGGGUUAUUUUUUUCUAAUCUUACAAGAAUUUCUAAAUUUAGAUUUUCAAAUAAGGUUUUAUCAUAAUUUUGUUUUUCAAAGACUUCUUCUUGUUAACAGAUUUCUUUUUUUUUAGUUAAAACCUAAAAAUAUUUUCCCAAAGAACUCCAUAUAAAAAAUGGUUCACAAAAAACUCUGUUACCUUCCACCAAACUGUUUUUUAUUUGAUUUCUUUUGUUUUUUAUAUUUUUAAAAUAUUUCCUAAGUUUAAUUUUCUUUCUCUAAGAAAAAUAGAUAUUAUCAAUAUUAAUCACUAAAAGG
Octopus sinensis (East Asian common octopus) is the source of this 4112-nucleotide messenger RNA. Its product is annotated as homogentisate 1,2-dioxygenase. Gene Ontology annotation, biological process: L-phenylalanine catabolic process. Bases 531 to 1847 code for a protein of 438 amino acids. Gene Ontology annotation, molecular function: homogentisate 1,2-dioxygenase activity. The transcript has 16 exons. Gene Ontology annotation, cellular component: cytoplasm. NCBI's taxonomy places the organism in Eukaryota, Metazoa, Mollusca, Cephalopoda, Octopoda, Octopodidae. The record is from RefSeq and is a predicted model, not a curated record.